ACGCCUCCAAGAUAUGUGCCGCCGGAACUAAAGGAAGUGGAUCUCAUGACAUCGGCGGACUUUCGCUAUGAUUACGGCGCUGAUCUGAAGAACAUGCGAUUCCGGCAGCAACGACAGGAUCACAUGCAAUUCUUCAAGAUUGUUAUGCAUCAGAACCAGCAGCUCUUCAAGGGUCGCGUUAUCCUGGUACUCUCCUGCGGAACUGGAACUCUGGCUUUAAUGGCUGCCCAAAUGGGGGCCAAAAGGGUUUAUGCAGUUGAUUACUCCAAGGUUACCGGCUAUGCGGAGUUGGUGGUGCGUGAAAAUCGCUAUGAAACCGUCAUUAAAGUCUUAAAUGGACGCAUGAAGGAUUUAAUGUUACCGGAGAAAGUGGAUGGCAUCGUUUGCGCCUGGAUGGGUCAUUGUUUGCUCUUCGAAUCGGAGAUAUUGGAGGUUCUAGAAGCCCGUGAUCGCUGGCUGAAGAAGGGCGGCUUUAUCCUACCCGAUUUGGGUUCGCUAUAUCUCGUUGCUUCGGAGGAACACAAUCUUAAGAACGAUCGCUGCAAUUGGUGGCGGGAUAUCUACGGAUUUAAUAUGAAUGCCAUGCGUCGAUAUUCCCUGGCUGAACCUCGCUAUGCUAAAACGAGUGGAGGAAACAUUUUGACUUUAGCUCAUAAGAUUUUAAACCUAGAUUUAAAGAAAGCCAAGAAGGAAGAUUUAAUGAUAGAUCGAAAAAUCAGGUUAAAGGUCCAGAAAGAGGGCUAUCUAGAGUGCUUUCUCCUCUUUUUCGAAGUGCAGUUCAGCAGUUCGCCCUUCAAGAUGAGCUGCAAUCCCUGCUGCAAGUCGCCCUACAAAUCGCUUUGGUUGCAAACCGUACUCUUUGUAGAACAGCCGUUCAUAAUGCGCAGUAACCUUCACUACACGGGUAGCCUGAAAUUCAAGCCCCUGAAAUCGAAUAGCUUGAAGGAAAUGGAAAUACGUAUUGAGUUCUACGAGGGUCUUGAGUACGAUGACGAUUGGAACGCAUGUACUCGUCGGGUGGUCAAGAGAUGGCUCAUGCUGGAGCGCUUUCAGACUUUCGGCGAGGUGGAGAGUUGUCAGGAUGAGCUGGGGGAGGAUGGUGGCCAGGACUUUUAG
Molecule: messenger RNA, 1116 nt
Organism: Drosophila takahashii
Lineage: Eukaryota; Metazoa; Arthropoda; Insecta; Diptera; Drosophilidae
Product: protein arginine N-methyltransferase 1
Biological process (GO): peptidyl-arginine methylation
Cellular component (GO): nucleus
Molecular function (GO): protein-arginine N-methyltransferase activity
Source: RefSeq, a predicted model, not a curated record